Carassius carassius (crucian carp) is the source of this 799-nucleotide messenger RNA. Its product is annotated as nuclear autoantigen Sp-100-like. Gene Ontology annotation, biological process: positive regulation of transcription by RNA polymerase II. The transcript is spliced from 4 exons. NCBI's taxonomy places the organism in Eukaryota, Metazoa, Chordata, Actinopteri, Cypriniformes, Cyprinidae. The record is from RefSeq and is a predicted model, not a curated record. Gene Ontology annotation, molecular function: DNA-binding transcription activator activity, RNA polymerase II-specific; RNA polymerase II cis-regulatory region sequence-specific DNA binding. Bases 385 to 717 code for a protein of 110 amino acids.
AAGUGGAAAGAUUCUAAGGAAUGUUGUGUAUACAUGCUUGCCUGUGUGUGAUACAGAAAAACAGUAAAAGAGUUAAUAAUAGGCAAAGAAUAAUAUCCUUUUGUGAAUGUUUUCUAAAAUUGUUAUAGCUUUGUUUUCACUCAGAUGCAAAGACAACGUGGCAGGAAGCAGCUUUCAGUUUCGUUUCUGUGUGGGAGUGUGGGAGGGGAGAUAUUCCACCACGGACUGCUCAACAUGGCGGAACCCGUCCACAUGCUGUUCAACUACUGCAGAUGAUCCACAGCCUCCUUCAAGAAGUUACUCUUUCAGAGCAUUCCAGAAUCUGAUCGGCUGAGUGAAAACAGCAGUAGAGAUAAAAAAUGUCAAGGGAUUAAUAAAAGGAGGAUGAAGAAACAAAGUUGUACGAAGAGACAACAGACGGGUUCAUCCUCCCAUUCUAAACCUAAAAAGAAGAAGCAAGCAAAGAGACAAAACUGCCCCAAGCAGAAGUGCAUCUCCAGUGAGGGCCAGUGGUUUACACCCCCUGAGUUUGAGAGGUUUGGGAUGAAGGAGAGGCACAAAAAGUGGAAGACCAGCAUCCUUUGCAAAGGGAUUCCACUCCAGAAACUCAUAGAGGAUGGAUUUCUCUUAAAUAUAAGCUUUAUUAAAAGCAAGGUUCAGGAUGCAAAGGUUUGGCUGCUCUUCGAUCAUUGUAGAUACGAUUUGAAGAGGAGAUAACCUUUCAAAUGUGACUUAAGAGUGAUCAAGAUGUUCAUCAAAAUUUAUCCUUUUGUAUUCAGCAGAAGAAAAAAAGCCACAU